GACCCGGCCCGGGACUUGGUGCUGCGCGUGCAGCCCGGCGACAAGUGCGUGGUGACCGUGCUGGAGAGCGGGCCGCCGCCGCCUGCCCCUCACCGCCCCGGCGCCCUUUCCCCCAAGCGCUUCCCGUGCGACUUCGGCCCCGGCGAGGUGACCUACACGCACUACGGGUCGCGCAGCCCCGGCCGGGAGCGCCUCAGCCUCCAGCUCCGCUACGACUCGCCCAGCCGCACGCUGGUGGCGCCCUUCACCCUCGAGGCCGAGGUGCUCUCGCAGCAGCUGCGCCUGCUCAGCCGCAACCUGCCCCUGGCCGUGGAGAAGCUGCGCGGCCUCAGCGCGCCCCUCGAUGCCAAAGUGCUGGCUUUCGCCGAGGCGGGCGAGCCCGGCCGGCGCCGCUGCCGCCUCACCGCCUUGCCUCACCCUCCGGGCAGCGGGAGCCACUUGCCCGCCUACGGGCGCCUGUUGGACGCCAGCGGGCGCCCUCUGCCGCAGGGCUACAGCAACGAGUGCAGCCGCUUCCUGGACGACGGGAUCCGCUAUGAGCACACGGCCACCGGCCCGUCGCCCAACCGCGACUACAUCCCGAUGCGGGUCGAAGUGUGGGGAGAGGAGGCGGCGGCGGCGGAGGGGAGCGACUCCUCCUUGGAGGGCAGCCAGAGCGAGCAGGAGUAUUUCCAGGUCGUGGUUCGCAUCCGGGAAGGUGCUGAGAACACCCCACCCAAACCCAGCUUUGUGGCUUUGCUCAUGAUGGAGGUGGACCAGUUUGUGCUCACUGCCAUCACCCCUGACAUGUUGGCUGCCGAGGACCUGGAGACCCCUUCAGAUCUGCUGCUGUUCAAUCUCACCUCGCCCUGGCCCAGCCCAGGGGGUCAGGAGAGGACAGCGGGGGAUGAUCCCCAGUUGCGGGGUUACUUGAUCAGCACAGAUGACCCAAGCCGGCCACUCACUUCUUUCACUCAGCGGGAGGUGAGGGAGCUGAAGAUUGCUUACCAGCCUCCCACAGUGGACUCUGACCACGAGCGGCUUUUCCAACUUGAGAUGGAGGUUUUGGAUCCUGAAGGGGCCUCGUCAGAGCCCUUUGCCUUCAUGGUGGUUGUUAAACCUAUGAACACAUUGGCACCAGUGGCUGUCUUUAACAGAGUUGUUGGGCCCCAAAUGAUGCUUUUUGAAGGCCAGUCAAGGCCGCUUUCCAGCAACCUUGAAAUCAGUGAUGAGGACAACCUGGAUGAUGUGAAGAUAUGGGUUACAAGGGGAUUGAAACAUGGGGAGCUCAGGGUGUUGGGCGCAUCCCCUGGUCGUCAGUUUUUUACUGCCGCUGAGUUGGAAGCUGGACAGGUGAUCUACCAGCAUGAUGGCAGCGAGCACAGUUACAGUGAUAAUGUUGUUUUCCGUAUGGGAGAUGGACAGCACCAGGUGGAGUUUCUUUAUCCAAUCACUAUAGCCCCCGAGGAUGACCAGCCACCCCUUCUUAAUGCCAACACUGGGCUGGUCCUGAGUGAGCACCAAGUGGUCCAGAUCUCUCCAUUUGUCCUCAGUGCCACAGACAUAGACUCAGAUGACUCAACCAUCCGAUUUGUACUUAAGGAAGUUGAAGGGUCUCCAGAAAUGCCCCGUCUUGGUGUGCUUCUGCUGCGUCAGGCGGAGAUAGGAUUGUCUUAUGAAGAUGAGGAGGAUACAGGGAGAGACCUCAAUGCUGCAUCCUCUUGGCGCUUUCUGGAAAGUGAGGGUGUGUACGAGAAGGAGGUGACUGAGUGGUUGCAACAAGAUAUCUUGGAUGGAAAGUUAUACUACAGGCACACAGGUUCGCAUAGCACCAGCCUGACAAUGGACCAGUUUGUGUUCUAUCUCCAGGAUGACAAUGACCCGCCCAAUCAAUCUGGAGAGCAGGUGUUCCUCAUCAAGGUCCAACCUGUAGAUAACCUGCCCCCAGAACUGUACCCAGGUACAAGCUUACAGAUGACUGUCCUUGAAUAUCAGGUGACCCACUUCAGGAAGCGUUUCCUGCGCUACACCGAUUUGGACACAGAUGACAGGGAGCUGAAAUACACUGUGCUCACACCACCAACAGACACUGAUGAAAACCAUCCUGUGGUGGCUGGGCAGAUUGUGUUGAGUGACAACCCUUUGGUAGCUGUUACACAUUUCACUCAAGCUCAAAUAAAUCAUCACAAGGUGGCUUAUAAGCCACCAGACCAGGAGCUUGGCAUCACCCCAAGAGUAGUGCAGUUCACUUACAGGGUAGAAGAUACAGCUGGUAAUUCUGCUCUAGGUACCUUCACCCUUUUUCUGCAGCCAGUGGAUAAUCAACCCCCACAAAUCACCAAUGCUGGUUUCACUGUGUUUGAGGGUGGCAGCUUCCUUCUUACCAGCAGUCAGCUAGAUGCCACUGACAAGGAUACAGACACUGAUCGGAUUGUCUUCACCUUAGCUGAGGCACCACAGCAUGGCCACCUCCGCUAUUUGGAAGAAGGAUCAAUGGUACAGGGUGAAUCUUUCAUCUUAGAUGACAUUAUUAAUGGUCGCAUAUCCUAUCAGCACAAUGGUGAUGAGUACACAAGUGAUUCCUUCCAGUUGGAAGUCAGUGAUGGAGUCCACCAAGUGCCAAUUACUGUGAAAAUUGCUGUCCAGCCAGUGGAUGAUGAGCGCCCCAGCAUAACCCUCCCUGGUAGUCAUGGACUUUUGGGAGCCUUUAUUGAUGUGCUGGAAAAUAGUGCCACUGAAAUAACAACUUCUCUUAUCCAGGGGACAGAUGAGGAUACUGAUGAACUGGCAUUAACUUUUAUUGUAGAGGAUCCACCUAGGUUGGGUGACAUUUUAGUAGACGGGGUACCUUCUAAAAGAUUCACACAGCAGGACCUCAUUAGUGGGACAGUAGUCUAUGCUCACACUGAUGGCGAGAUUGGUUUGAAAAAGCGUUCUGAUUCUUUCAAUCUUACUAUCUCAGACCUUUCUAAUGAGUGGGUGGUGGGAGGCAGCACAGUGGAGGGGGUACGUGUGACUGUAACUAUUUUGCCAGUGGACAACAUUGCUCCUGAAGUUAUGGUGGGAGAAGAACCAUUUGCUGUUUAUGAGGGAGGGAAAAAUGUGCUAAGCUUAAACCUACUGGAUGUGGAGGAUGUAGAUACACCCAAAGAUGACAUCCUGUGUACAAUCUUAAUCCAGUCCACUUCUGGAUACCUGGAGAAUAUCUCUCCAGCCCCUGGGUCUGAAAAGUCAAGAGCUGGGAUUGCCAUUAGUGCAUUUUCAAUAAAAGAUGUUCGUCUUGGGCACAUCAACUAUGUGCAGAGCAUCCAUAAAGGGGUAGAACCUGUGGAAGACAGAUUCACUUUCCAUUGCUCUGAUGGUAUCAACUUCUCACCUCAGCAGUUCUUUCCUAUUGUUAUUAUCCCAACCAAUGAUGAGAAACCUGAACUGUAUGUCCGGGAGUUUGUAGUGCUGGAAGGGAUGAGCUUGGUGAUUGACACUCCCAUUCUCAAUGGUGCUGAUGCUGAUAUUCCUCCAGAUGAGUUGCGCUUCUUCAUCACUGUUCCUCCUAAACAUGGACAGAUUGUUAACCAGCUACCCACUGGUACUGUGUCUGUGCACAAUUUCACUCUGGAAGAAAUCCGAGAAGCUUCCAGCAUUGUGUAUGAACAUGAUGACUCUGAAACUAAAGAAGACACUUUCAGAAUCCAGUUGACUGAUGGUUUGCACAUAGUAGAGCAAGACAUAUUGAUUAUGAUCAUCUUGGUUGAUGAUGAGACACCCAGGAUGUCUAUCAAUGAUGGAUUAGAAGUGGAGAUUGGUGAGUCCAAAAUUAUCACCAACAAGGACCUCAAGGCCACAGAUAUAGACUCAGAGGACAAGACACUCACUUAUAUUGUUCGUUUGCUACCCAGGCAGGGCCUUCUGCAGCGCAUGAACAAAGAAAGAGGGGUGUUAAGCAACAUUACAUUGGGUAUGAAUUUCACACAGGAUGACAUAGACCAAGGUUAUAUAUGCUACAUUCACACUGGCCAGCAGGGAGUCCGUGACUUAGUUAAAUUUGAUGUCACUGAUGGUAUCAAUCCUUUGAUAGACAGAUACUUCUACAUUACCAUUAGUGGUAUUGAUAGGGUCUUCCCUGAGGUGAUCAAUAAAGGUGUGACUCUGAAGGAAGGUGGGAAAGUAACUCUCACUACCGACCUUCUCAGCACAAGUGACAUUAACAGCCCUGAUGAGCAUCUCCAGUUCAGUAUCACCCGAGCCCCAAUCAGAGGUCAUCUGGAGAACACUGACAACCCUGGAGUUCCAGUCACUACCUUCACUCAGCUCCAGCUAGCAGGAAAUAAGAUUUAUUACAUCCAUACUGCAGUAGAUGAGGUGAAGAUGGACAGCUUUGAAUUUGAAGUGACAGAUGGCUAUAAUCCAGUCUUCCGCACUUUUAGAGUCUCCAUUACUGAUGUGGACAAUAAAAAGCCAAUUUUAACCAUCCAUGACCUUACCAUUCAGGAAGGGGAAACCAAACUGAUCACCCCGUUUGAACUGAACGUGGAUGAUCGGGACACACCUGACCAUUUACUCCGUUUUAUAAUUACCCAAGUCCCAGUGCAUGGCCAGAUCAUUUAUAACAACAGCUAUGCUGUGACAAGCUUCACUAAGCAAGACUUGAAUGAAAAUAUGAUUAGCUAUAGGCAUGAUGGCACAGAAACUAGCCAAGAUAGCUUCUCUUUCACUGUUACUGAUGGGACCCAUUCGGAUUUCUAUGUUUUUCCUGAUACUAUCCUUGAAACACAUCGCCCACAGAUGAUGAAGAUUCUGAUCAAUUCCCUAGACAACGGUGUGCCACAGAUAAUAAUAAAUAAGGGUGCCUCAACCCUGAGAAGUAUUCCAACCGGGCACCUGGGCUUCUUAAUUACCAGCAAGUCUUUGAAGGCAGAAGAUAGAGACAGUCCACACAAAUUGCUGAAGUUCAGGAUCACAGAUGGACCACAACAUGGGCUUCUCAUUAACACGGGCUUAGGAAAUGGAAGUGUUAAAGCCUUCACACAAGCUGAUAUUGAUGACAUGAAGAUCUGCUAUGUCUUGAGGGAAGGUGAAAAUGCAACCAGUGAUAUUUUCUACUUCUCAGUAGAAGACAGUGGAGGAAACAAGUUGAAGAGCCAGCCUUUCCGUUUGAACUGGGCUUGGAUUUCUUUGGAGAAAGAGUAUUAUAUUAUAGAUGAGGAUUCCAGAGUCCUGGAAAUAACUCUCAAGCGCAGAGGAUAUCUGGGAGAGACAUCAUUCGUAAGUAUUGGAACAAAAGAUGGAACAGCAGAAAAGGAUAAAGAUUUCAAAGGGAAAGCCCAGAAACAGGUUCAGUUCAACCCAGGACAGACCGUGGCUACCUGGCGAGUAAGGAUAAUUGUAGAUAACGAAUAUGAGGAAUCUGAGAUUUUCCAGAUUAUUUUGUCAGAUCCAGUUAUGGCUGCCCUGGAAUUUCCAGAUAGGGCAACAGUGGAAAUUGUGGAUCCAGGUGAUGAAUCAACUGUGUAUAUUCCUGGGUCAGAAUACAGAAUAGAAGAAGAUGUUGGUGAACUGCUAAUUCCUGUCAGAAGAUCAGGAGAUGUGAGCCAUGAAUUAAUGGUCAUUUGUUCUACACACCAAGGCUCUGCCAGUGGUACAACCCCUUCCACUGUCUUGUCUUAUUCUGAUUAUAUCUCUCGUCCUGAAGACCACACGAGCCUCAUUCGCUUUGAUAAGGAUGAGACAGAGAAGACAUGUCGUGUCAUCAUUAUUGAUGAUUCACUUUAUGAGGAGGAUGAAACUUUCAAUAUCACGUUAAGUAUGCCAAUGGGAGGGCAAGUCGGAACAGAAUUCCCCAGCACCAAAGUUAUUAUUUUAGCUGACACCGAUGAUGAACCUGCUUUUUAUUUUGGGGAUACCGAAUAUCAUGUAUCUGAGAGUGCUGGUUAUGUGGAAGUUCGUGUUUGGAGAACGGGUACAGACUUGUCCAAAGCAGCCACUGUCACUGUGCGUUCCAGAAAAACAGAACCAAUAUCUGCAGAAGCUGGUGUUGAUUAUGUUGGGAUCAGUCGAAACUUGGAUUUUGCUCCCGGUGUAAAUAUGCAAACUUUCCGUGUGACAAUCUUGGAUGAUUUGGGGCAGCCUGUUCUCGAAGGUCCAGAAAAAUUUGAACUAGUACUUCGUAUGCCUUUGAAUGCAGUACUUGGGGAGCCAAGCAAAACUACCAUAUUUAUCAACGAUACCAUCACUGAUUUACCAAAAGUCCAAUUUAAGGAACCAUUGUACACAGUAAAUGAAAAAGAUGGGAAGCUGUCAGCUAUAAUUUACCGUAGUGGUGAUGUUAACCAUAAAUCUACAGUGCGCUGCUAUACUCGCCAGGGUUCUGCCCAGGUUAUGAUGGAUUAUGAAGAGAGACCAAACACAGAUGAUUCCGUAGUAGUAUUUCUUCCAGGAGAGAUUGAGAAGCCUUGUGUGGUAAUUCUGGAGGAUGAUGCUAUCUAUGAAGAAGAGGAAGAGUUCAGACUAGUGCUUGGAACACCAAAAAGCACUACUUCUGCAUUUGGUGCCUCUGUUGGGGAGCAAAAAGAGACUUUAGUGAAGAUUAAAGAUGAAGAAGACAAACCAGUGAUUAAAUUCUCUGAAAUCAAAUACAGCAUUCAAGAACCUCAGGAACCUGGGGAAAUUGCAGUUGUAAGGAUUCCUGUCCUGCGUCUUGGGGACAGUUCUAAAGUUUCCAUUGUGAGAAUUCAUACAAAAGACGGUUCCGCUGUCUCUGGAGAAGACUACAAUCCAAUGUCUGAUGAUAUUGAAUUCAAAGAAGGGGAAACAGAGCACUUUGUUGAAGUUGAAGUUUUGUACGAUGGAGUGAGAGAAAUGCGUGAAGCAUUUACAGUACAUUUGAAACCUGAUGAGAAUAUGGUAGCUGAGACACAGGAACUCCAUGAAUUGCAGAUGUUCAUUACCAAGAAUUGGGAUAAAUGGCAAUCUUCAUCCAUUCAUCCAAUCCCUGAGAUAUUUUCUUCAAGAAAGAAGGUGAAGAAAGGCUUGUGUCAGCCACGUAUACCAGGCACUGUUGGAGCAGAACCCUUCUCAGCCAAAAUACGUUACACGGGUCCUGAUGAUCCUGAUUACCCUAAUCUGAUCAAAUUAACUGUUACAAUGCCUCAUAUGGAUGGGAUGCUGCCAGUUGUCUCGACCAGACCUCUUUCCAACUUUGAGCUGACUCUUAGUCCUGAUGGCACUCGUGUUGGCAACCACAAAUGCUCCAACCUCCUUGAUUAUAAUGAGAUUGAAACAACACGUGGAUUCAUCACAGAGAAUAUCAAGAACCCAGAAGUGAUUGGAGAAGCAUCACCCUACCAGUAUAGCAGCGCCAUGCGGUCUACUAAGACUCUGCGUUUCUACCGUAACCUCAACCUUGAGGCCUGCCUUUGGGAGUUCAACAGCUACUAUGACAUGUCAGAACUCCUGACAGACUGCAGUGGCUCCAUUGGCACAGAUGGACAGGUGUUGAAUCUAGUUCAGUCGUAUGUAACACUGCGAGUACCCCUCUAUGUCUCCUACGUCUUCCACUCGCCCGCUGCUGUUGGAGGCUGGCAGCACUUUGACCUCCAGUCUGAACUGCGGCUCACGUUUGUGUACGAUACGGCCAUCCUAUGGAAGGAUGGUAUAGGAAGCCCACCAGAAGCAGAGCUCCAAGGUGCUCUCUACCCAACCAGCAUGCAGAUCAACGAAGAUGGGAGACUAGUGGUCUAUUUCAGGACUGAAAUUCGAUUCAGGGGGCUGUUUGUAAUGUCUCAUCCAGGAACAUCUCUCUCAUCUAUGGUCAUGUCUGCUGAUCACCCUGGUCUCACAUUCACACUGAGCCUUUCACAAAGUGAGCAAACCUUCCACCAGCCCAUGCAGCAAUGGAAAUUUGUCUCUGAUUUUGCUGUGCGCGACUACUCUGGUACUUAUACGGUGAAACUUAUUCCCUGUAUUGCUGCCCCCAGCCAAGAAUAUACUCAGGCUGUCAUCUGUAGCCCACGGGAACCAAUCACCUUUGAUCUAGAUAUCAGAUUUCAGCAGGUCAGUGAUCCAGUAGCAGCUGAAUUUAAUCUCAAUACCAAAAUGUUCCUGCUGUCUAAGAAGGACCUUUGGCUAUCUGAUGGGUCCGUGGGGUUUGGAGAAGGAACUGAUGUUGCAUUCACAGAAGACUCGGAAAUUUAUGGUCGGGUCAUGGUGGAUCCUGUUCAGAAUUUAGGGGAAUCCUUCAUUUGUAACAUUGAGAAGGUGUUUCUGUGCACUGGGGCUGAUGGAUACAUCCCAAAGUAUAAUCCAGAUAACAAAGAGUAUGGUUGCUUAGCCGAUUCUCCUUCCCUGUUGUACAGAUUCAAGAUUCUGGACAAAGCUCAACCUGAUACUCAGGCAAAAGUAUUUGGAAAUAUGCCCUUCUAUGCUAAAUUAGCAGCUGAUCAUGUGGAUGGUUAUCCUUUAGUAAAGCAGCCUGGUUCUGAUGGAUUCAGUUUGUUGUCAACUCCUCUAUUCCAGGUAGCAGCAGGUAGGGAGUGGUACAUUCACACUAUCUACAUGGUUCGAUCACGUGAAAAUGCCCACAAAGGCCUAGGAAAGAGAAGUGUUGAGUAUCACAACAUUUUGCAUUCAACUAAUGGAAGUCCUGGUGCUGUACCUCUUGGUCGCAGUCGGAGGGCCAUCUCAGAUACACCUGCUCUUGCACAAGACAUUGGUGCAGAUAAGAACAGGGGCACCAAUAUCCAGCAUAUAGCUUUGGACCGGUCUAACAAGAUCAUUACCAAACAGAAAGAUCAGUCUCUAGAAGGUAAAUCUUUUGAAAAACCAAUAUUGGAAAUCACUGGAAGCGAUGUGGAGGACACAAUUGUACCUGUUAUUGGAGGAGGAGCAGGGCUCCUACUUCUGUGCUGCACUGUUUUGAUUAUUGUCUUCCUUCUGAAGCGAAGACGGCGUUCCGCUGAUGGGAAGACAAACACAUGCAUCAACUAUUCCAACAGCAAUGAAACGGUGACUACACAACGCAGCAACAGUGACAGCUCUGAAGUCUAAUUACAUUGCAAAGGUGAGGGUUAUCCUUUGAAGAUACUUUGUUUCAUCAUUGAAACCAGUAUUUAGGGAGCUGUAUUUGCACAGUUAUAACUGGCUGCUGAAAUUUUGUUGCUAGGUUGUGUCUAGUUCCAGCAUAUGAAAAGAAAAAGCAAGUAAGGUGAAAUGUAUAGAAGUGUGAGUGACUUAUUUAUAACUUCUUCCUGCUCAUGGAAUAAACGAAAACCUAGUGUUAUUUUUAAAAUAAAUGGUGCUAAAAAAACCCCCACAAAUUAGCAGCUAUACGUGUGCCUUACCUACCAUCACAAAAGCCUGGUGCUCUUCAAAGGGAUCGUAAUUGGAAUUCUUUUCGUUUAACUGGUCAUAGUGUCUAGAGGUAUACCCUUGUAUAAGGAAAGAGGGUGGAGAGAACUGAGAGAAGACUUUUAACUAGAUUGAGUAGAAGCAAAAUAAAUGAAAUCAUAUCUUUGUGUAGAAUUUGUAUUGUCUGUGUGGAUGACAGAGAUAACUGCCCUGGAAAAAUGCUAAGCUUAUUUAAUGAUUAUUUCUUGAGUGUUUUAACCUAAAGUUAUUGUGAAUACAUCUUAAUACAAAGUCCCAAAGUUGACAUAUAUCAUGACUUCCAUGAUAAUCCUUAGUAUUGUAUCGUAUGUCUGAAGAGAAAUUGAAAUCAUUAUUAGAUGGCCCUUCUUUCUGGACUGCCUGCAGUUAGUAAAAUCUUUAUUUUGUUUCAAAUAGUUCCAUUUAAAGGGAACUUGACAACUACUGUAAGAUAGUGUGAAUAAAGGUAUUGAUUUGAUUUCCUGUAAUUUGUUGUCAAAUUCAAUCCGCACAAAUAAUUCUUAUUCAUGGUUGUUGUGGGUUUUUCGGGCUCUUUGGCAGUGUUCUGAAGGUUGCAGUCAUACAGAAUUCUAGGUAAUCAAAUACAAUUGUUGCAACGAAGGGACUUAGAAUUGUUAUCAAAUACUGGAUGAACAGGUUACUUGGUAAUGGUUCUCUUCUAAUGUUCAGUCACUGAAGAGGAAUCCUUGUGCAGCUUAGCUUCCUCACUCAUUCUGUUUAUUGUGCAGCAGCACCAUGUGUUUAAGGGCUUAGCCCAUUUUCUUGAUAAAUUCAUCUUCUGUUUGUUAAUGUGGAAAAGCACUCACCCUUCUGAAGGAAUGUUAAAUGCUACUCUUUGUUUUUUAAGACUUUAUUUCAAAGACUGAAAAUUUGCAGAACAAAUUAUUGAAAUGCAGUCAAGAAGUUUUACAAAUUUUCCAGUUCAUGCAUGUUUGCCUAGGAGUCUGGGAUAUGUUGUGGCUUCAGAUGAGCUCUAUGCACAAGAAAUAUCUUGAUUAGCUAGACCUGAUAUUAAUCAGACAUUUUAAUGAUUUAAAUUUUAAGUUAUUAAUAAUGCAACAUUUUUUCUCAUUUAGAAAGGAAUCCUCUCUAUGUUGAAUAGAGAAACAUGUCUGCAUUACUGCAUAGUUAGCAGUUUUGUGUAUGCAAAUAUAUGCAGCUUAGCUGACUUAAAAUCUGGAUCUUCAGUGGUAAAAACCUUAAACACUGUAAAUAUUUUUAAAUGGCGAAGGGAAGGUUAAGUACUUUCUCAGAUCUGCCUUCUGCUGGCCAGAAAAAGGAAGAGACAGCAUAGUAGAGUUGGAAGCCAACAACUAUUUCAUUAUGGCAUGCAGCUGCCUUAGAUUCCUUAGUAAUUUGUACAAAAUUAGUUUGGGGAGGGAGGGCUCUGCAGGUUAGAGAAUUCCUCUAGCUGGGGGCAAUUACUUAUUAUGAACAACUAGCUAUCUGCAAGCUUGGCUUCCUUUUAAUUUUAAUAAUCGGCUCAAAUUUGGUGCUUCUGUUAAAAUCACUGUAAUGGGGUGUGUGUGGAAGGAAUACUAUCAUUGUCCCAUCAUUGAUCCACAUGCUUCAAUUAUAUAUAUAUAUUUUUACAAUAGCAUAUUAGCUGUGCGCCUUCAUGAAUCCAAUUUUCCAGUAUGGGGCACGUUACUCAACAAUCUGCCUACCUCCAAGAGCCAUGUUGUGUUGGACUGGUUCACAUUACUGCCCCCUCUAAAUAAGGUGCACGUGUGUAUUUCCUUUCAGCCUGUCUUAUUAGAGGAAGGAGCAUGUAUUUCAGCAACAGGAAGGAAAAGUGUGACUGUAGCAGAGGGGCUUUAAGAAAUGCUUUCCCUUGCUUUGCCUGCCCAGAAGAGUCAUUGCUACUUCCCUUAUUUAUAAUUGUCUCCAGUCCCCUGUUGCUUAUGAACCACAAGCAGGCUCUUUCAAUACUGCUUGCUCUUGGGAAAAUCCACUAACCCACCAUGCAAAUAGAAAUCCUCGCUGCUUUCAACAGAAAGAUUGCCAGCUUCCAUAACUGCAAGCCAGAGAUCACAGAGCCCUUCAUACUCUUACGUUUGCAAAUGGUAUUCCAACACAUUUUUGCACCUGCUUAUACCUCCAAGAGCAACUGCUAGCUGUUUCAGGCUGCAGUGCCACACCUUCUUAUCUGAGAAUCUUCAGAUAGACUUCUUAUCUUUAAGUGCUGUUAAACUUAUUAUAACCACUAAUAAAUGCAUACAGGACUACACUGUGCAUUUUAAAUCAAGUAAGCAGCUGCUGUUCCUUUUGAUUGCAGUGGGACUCUUGUUCCCUCCAAGGUGUCUUAGAACACAAACUUGAUCAUCCAGGAAACUCCACCAAUCCACUCAGUGUACAGCAGUUGGAGUCUGCUUCCUUCUCUGUAAGCUUAGGAGAUGCAAAGGGACUAAAAUGCAAGCAUUCCUUCAUCACCUUGUUGUAGUAUAUGGUUCUGGCUUUACUGAACAGCUGUUUCCUGAGGUUUAUGUAAUUGGAGGGAAGAAAAAUAUACAUUACAAUGGUGUAAUAUGUCUACAAUAUUGUUACGCUACUUGUUUCAAGAUGUAAAUGAAGCAGGUUUAGUCAAGCAUUAUGUAAAGCACUGAAACCCUUGAUUGCUGACCUGUACUGUAUAAUAUUAAUCAGUCUAUAAUCGUAACUGUAUACUUUUAUUGUGGAAUUGCCAAAAUGUUUUCAGAUAAUUGUUUUAUAAAAGUGUUUUCUUUCAUACCUGUGUCUGUAGCCUAUUUUUAUAUUUCAAAUAUAAGGCAUUACACUUUCUCAAGCUGGCUUCAUUUCUUAAGCAUAUUUCUUAGCUUCUCUCAUUUAACUGAAUAAUGAUACCUAUACAGAUAUAGACACUUCGUUUCACGGUGUGUUUGAGCUAGCCAGGGAUACCCCAUCAUGUCGCUCUGUGUAAGACUUAUACUCUAGGCCACAGUGUGAAUGGUCCAAAGAU
Messenger RNA from Pogona vitticeps (central bearded dragon), 12319 nucleotides. NCBI's taxonomy places the organism in Eukaryota, Metazoa, Chordata, Lepidosauria, Squamata, Agamidae. The record is from RefSeq and is a predicted model, not a curated record.